AUGUGUAGCAUUGAAUACGAUGCGGAGGUCUCCGCCCCGCCCAAGCAUCUGGAUAUAUCAUUCUUCGAGGAGGUGCUGGACACUGCCCUGAGAACUUCCAAGGCCAAAGUGCUCUCCAUUCACAUCAAAAUGGGCAGCAACACCGGCGAGAACUACUGCAGCCAAAUAUACAGGACGAAAAUAUCCUUCCAACUACCCGGUAAACCUGUGCAAUCAAUGAUGUUCAUCGUAAAGAGUAUACCACGCCUGGAAUCGGUGGAGUUUAUCGAGGACCUGCAGGUCUAUCUGAAGGAGAAGGUCACUUAUUACGAUGUCCUCCCCCGCCUGGAGCUGUUGAUGAAGUGCAAGCAACGUUUUGGUCCCAAACUCUAUCAUUGCAUUAAGCAGCCGGAAAGCACCAUGGUGUUUGAGGAUCUAGGCCAGUUGGGCUACGUGAUGGCCUCCCGCGAAUUGGGUUUGGAUGAGGAGCACUGCCGAUUGGUUAUGGAACGACUAGGAGAAUUCCACGCCACAUCCAUGGCACUAGCAGAGCUGGAUCCACACAUAUUUGAAGCUUAUAGUGAUGGAAUGCUGUCGCCCCAAGGCUUGGCCAAGGAUGACGGCCUACUGAUGAGCUUCUUCUCGGGCAACGGCCAGGAGCUUCUCCAUCUAGUGAACACUUGGCCUGGAUUCGAACGCAUUGCUGGAAAGAUUGACAAAUACCUGAAGAACCACAGAGCCAACCUGGAACGCAGCCAGGCGCCGCAGGACAAGGAGAUCAAGGUCCUAAACCACGGAGAUCUGUGGGUCAACAAUAUGAUGUUCAAGUACGAUGCACAGAAGCGGCCCCAGGAUCUUGUCCUCAUCGACUUCCAGCUGAGCGUGUGGGGCAGUCCAGGCAUCGAUCUCAACUACUUCUUCUACACCAGUCUCAACUUGGAGGUCCUGCGCCACAAGAGACCCCAGUUGCUUCACGUUUACCACUCCCGACUGGCGGAGACGCUGCGCAACCUGGAGGUGGACGUCCCAGUGCCUAGCUACGAACAGAUCCUCGAAGAAGUACAUCGUCGAGAGGCCUAUGGAUUCUUUGCCAACUAUGGCAUCUUUCCAACCAUCAGCCAGGAUAAAUCCCAAACUGCGGACAAUAACCUGGAGAGCUUUAAGGAUGCCGAUUUUGCCAAGCAGAAGCUGCGCCAAAUGUUCAGUUCACGCCGACUGGCAGACACACUACAGUAUACCCUGCCGCAUUUCGAGCGUAAUGGAGUAUUAGGAUAA
Drosophila bipectinata is the source of this 1254-nucleotide messenger RNA. RefSeq lists its product as uncharacterized. The record is from RefSeq and is a predicted model, not a curated record. NCBI's taxonomy places the organism in Eukaryota, Metazoa, Arthropoda, Insecta, Diptera, Drosophilidae.